Molecule: messenger RNA, 2745 nt
Organism: Mobula hypostoma (lesser devil ray)
Lineage: Eukaryota; Metazoa; Chordata; Chondrichthyes; Myliobatiformes; Myliobatidae
Gene: gatad1
Product: GATA zinc finger domain containing 1
Exons: 5
Coding region: 140-883 (247 amino acids)
Biological process (GO): chromatin organization; regulation of DNA-templated transcription
Cellular component (GO): nucleus
Molecular function (GO): zinc ion binding; sequence-specific DNA binding
Source: RefSeq, a predicted model, not a curated record
CGCUGCUGACCGGUCUUCCCACCGGCCGGGGAGGCGAUGUGGGCAGGUACGGUGCUGUGCCGAGGGUUAGCUGGGGAAGGGCCGGGUUUGGUGCUGUGACUCCUUAAAUUAAUUGGCGCUCGGACCAGAAGCCGACAAGAUGCCGCUGGGUUUAAAGCCAUCGUGCAGCGUGUGCAAGGCCAACUCGUCGGCCAUGUGGAGGAAGAGCAGCCAGGGCGACAUCGUCUGCAACAACUGCGCCGGGAAAAGCCCCGGCCCCGGCUCGGCCUCGGCACCGGGAGCGGCUCCGCCAGCGCAGCAGAGCAACGGCGGUGGGAAGCAGGCAAAGCAAGAAAUUCACAGACGAUCUGCAAGGUUACGGAACACAAAAUACAGGUCUAUGCCUCCCACUGAGAAAAAAGUUUCUACCAAAGGAAAGGGCCGUAGGCAUAUAUUCAAAUUAAAAAAUCCAAUUAAAGCACCAGAGUCUGUGUCUACAAUAAUCACAUCUGAAUCUAUUUUCUAUGGGGGUAUAUAUUACCAGGUUGGAGACGUAGUCUCUGUGGUGGACGAGGAUGAUGAAAAGAUUUACUAUGCCCAGAUAAGAGGGUUUGUGCAAGAUCAAUAUUGUGAAAAGAGUGCAGUGAUUACGUGGCUCAUUCCAACUCAGGCAAGCUCGAAGGAACAGUUUGACGCAUCAACUUACAUACUUGGACCAGAGGAAGACUUACCAAGAAAAAUGGAACAUUUUGAGUUUGUCUGCCACGCACCUUCUGAAUACUUCAAAUCACGAUCUACUCCUUUUCCAGUUAUCCCAACCAGACCUGAGAAAGGGUAUAUCUGGACUCGUGUUGGACCAACUCCUGCAAUAGCUGUGAGGGAAUCGAUUGCAAACUGUUUGUAGCCAGGGUACCAAAUGUUAAUUAAAAUGUACAUUUUUAUCAUUACAAUGGAUUCUGGUUAAUUGAGAUUCAUUGGGACCAGUACAUUUUGGCCCAAUUAAGCAGUUGCAAUUAAUGGAAGUUUCACAGAAAUAGUUACAAAAGUAUUAAAGAAAAAGACAAGCUAACAAAUUAUGUAUUUAAAUGAAAUACAAAAGAAAUCAGAACACCACAAAUGCUACCACAGUACUAUAAAAGUGUGUAUUAGUUAUCAACUGUAAAUGAACAAAUCAGUGCUGAAACAAAAGAAAAUCUGCAGAUGCUGGAAAUCCAAAGUAACACACACAAAAUGCUGGAGGAACUCAGCAGGCCAGGCAGCAUCUAUGGAAAAGAGUAAACAGUCGACGUUUCAGACUGAGACCCUUCAUCAGGAUCGGAAAGGAAGGGGAGAAGACAGAAUAAUGAAGUGGGGGGAAGGGAGGAAGAAGGACGUGGUAGGUGAUAGGUGAAGCUGGAAGGGGUGAAGUUGAUCGGUGAAAGAGGUAAAGGACUGGAGAAGGAGGAAUCUGAUAGGAGAGGACAGAAGACCAUGGAAGAAUGGGAGGGGGGAAGGAGCACCAGAGGGAGGUGAUGGGGAAUGGGGAAGGAGGGGAUUGGGGGCAAUUGCCAUAAAUUCGAGAAAUCGAUGUUCAUGUCAUCAGAUUGGAGGCUACCCAGAUGGAUUAUGUGGUGUUGCUUCUCCAACCUGAUCUGGGAGUAGAGGAGGCCAUGGACUGAACACCUACUGCAGAUAACGGACUGCCUUCAUAUAAUGCUUUCAACAAUUGCAUCCUCCAAAUCUUCAUUUUUCUUGUAAUGUUGAAGAUGAUUGUUGAUACCUUCAAAUUCUUCAUUGUCCUAUCUUGUUGAAGUAGUGAAAUAAUUUUACUCCUGGCCAUUUUUGGCAUCUCCAAGCCUGAAUGUUUGAAAUCACAUUGAGCAAAGUAGUUCUGAGUUGUCUUAGUGCUUACUUCUCACCAAAUAUCAAUGACAAAAAUCACUGCUUUUUGAACAUAAAUGCACGCCGCUAACGCUAAUUAAAAAACUGUUUGCUCUAAGCAUGGUAUAGUGCCUAACGGCCUCACAAGUACUUGCAACUGACGCUGGUUGGAAACUGGCAGCAAUCUCCUGUCCCAAUUAAGCAGCAUAAUGUUCCAAAUAAACGAAGGGAAUCUCAGCUAUUUUCUUGAUUGUUUUUUGUUAUUAAAAAGUUAUACCAAAUAAGCUGCUUCCUUGAUUAACCAAUGGCCAAUUAAUCAGAAUCAAUUAUAUAAAUCUUGCUGGAAUGAAAAGGCAAACUGUUACAAACUGAAAUUUUGUUCAUGUUCAUUGCAGUAUUUUGGGGGUUCAAAGCCAUUCUGACCCUAGAUUCUUCAUCAGAAUAUGUCAGUUUCAUCUCUCUUAGAUUGUGAAAAUCAAUAUGGACAAAACCUAUUUUUGACAUAAGGCUGUUGUAACUUUUGCAGAAGCUAUUUGUCGUCUUUUAUUAAUAUAAAUGAGGUGCUGCAUUUGUAUAGUACUGAAGAUAUUCAUUGGAACCUUGUGUUACUUCAAGCAAAUAAAAGGCCAGCUACACGUUCAGUCCUUCAGAACCUGAAUUUUCAGAUUGUAUUAUUAAGAAUCUGGUUUUGUACAGGCGUAAAAAUUGUUUUUGAAAACCAUCUAUAGAGAAAAUCCAUGUUGUGCAGUUUUGUCUGUUGUAUUUACCAUGUCAGGUCAAUGUACAUGUAGAUACUAUUUUUCAGAUGUGAGUCUAUUUAAAUAAAAUUAACAUUUUGUUAAAGUUUCUUAAGCUUUUCUUUGUGGCUGCUGUGAUGGGCUUGGAAUAAAAUGGAUGGAUGCAUUA